This is a messenger RNA of Nematostella vectensis (starlet sea anemone), 2452 nucleotides long. RefSeq lists its product as uncharacterized. The coding region runs from base 126 to 2360 and encodes 744 amino acids. The record is from RefSeq and is a predicted model, not a curated record. The transcript has 2 exons. NCBI's taxonomy places the organism in Eukaryota, Metazoa, Cnidaria, Anthozoa, Actiniaria, Edwardsiidae.
CGUUAACUUGAGGGAUGUUUUGAGGACAACAGGGACUUCAUAAUUGUUUUGAAACCGGAAAGAGACUAUAUUACUAUAAGCCGAUAGUCCCGCCUUCAAGAAAAUUAAGACUUAAAGCCGAUAAAAUGUCUAAGGAAUCGGCUCGUUGUCUCGAGAGAUGGGAAAAGGUUGACAGGAAAACAUAUGUUCCGCUAACCAAGGCGCACUUAAAAUUUGUCGCCAAGGCGACGAGAUACCCCCUGCUUAUCGAUGGAUGUUACUUAGAAAACGCAGUUCGCAGAUACGAGAAGUUGUGGCUGCCGCUUUGUCGCAGGCACGGCACGAUGUCAUGUGACGAGUGGGCCGCUCCGCUAGACGUUGCAUGGGUGUGGAUUUUACAUAUGCUUUCGCCAACGAACUACCGACGCGAGUGCAGCAGACUUAUCAAAAACCCGCCAAACCAUAGGUCAAAAUCAGGAGAAGAUUUAGAGCAAGCGCUGCGACUAAGCAGGCGGCUAUGGGUCGAUGCGUACCCAAGAGAGCCGUUUGAGGUGAAUCUUUCUGUUCCCAUAGCUAAAGAUUCGUUUAUUACUAGGAUUAGGUAUGAUUUCAACUCAGCAUCGAUCAAGUACAGCGAAUUUUGCUACCAAGUCUCGCUGCCUCAUUUCUGCGACGACAAUUUCUUGAACGUUGCAACUCAAAGGUAUGUCCGGUAUCUGGACCUCCAGUCGAAGCGUCCGAAUGUUGUCUUACGUCCACCGCUAGACAUCAAACUUAUCUUGCAUUCCCACCAGCUGAACCCGAUAUUCUAUGCUUCACAAUCUGGGGUUAUACUUGGGGCGGUUCAGGACAUUGAUUUGGCCUUGUCCGAGGCGUGCGAGGAUUCUCGGAGGGCAUUCGAAUGUGAAGGCAUCGAGUACGCCCGCCCUGGCAUCAUUUGCCGCGAGAGGCAACCUUUGAAGACGCAUCCAUCCCCUGUCAUUCACCCGCAGGCCUUUGCAUCUGUGGUUCAUCACAUAGAAAUAACCGAGAUACGAGUUUCCCACCUCAAUCCAGAAAUCACGUAUAUGGUCACCCUAGAAGUGGAAAAUAGGGUCGUGCUUGAGGAGAGAAUCCUCGCCGUUGGAAGACUCCCUCGAGACGCAAAGGCUGCACGGCGUAAGAGUGGUUUGGAAUACGUGCCAUUACAUGACCUGCGGUCUGAGGGGAUGAGCAUGCGCAAUGACGGAUCACUCGGUUUUGUUAAUCCCUUGUACCAGCAACGGUUGGUGAAUGAGCAGGAGAAAUACGAAACGUAUGAGCAAACGAUUGGUGACGGUACUUUCGUCUUGACUUCCUUCCAAAUCGAUACAUCCCACACGACAUCCUUCAGCUUAUCUUUGUACGAAACUGCGAACUCUGUAUUUACAACCAGAAAGGCGUUAGUAGGAUUGUUCAAGUUUGAUACUCUAAAACAUCUUGGAAGGUAUGGUGAAUCGAUGACACAGAGUACAGAUGAAGAUAACAUAAUUCUUUCCGCCUUCUUACCAGAUAAAGAUCUAGCGCUAAAUGUAUCUUGUAAAGUCUCCCCCAAGGAAUUCGGAGAUAUGUUUUUCACAAUAAGCCCAGAUUUCGGCCUUAAAGUUUUCUACAGCUUAUCUAAAGCGCUGUCUCGGGCGUGUGUCGCGGAAAAUACCAACACAAUAUUGACUAAUCCAGCAGAGGUGACAAUGUACCCGGUUUGUGAUCAGCGGGGAGAAUUAGCUUUUAACUGUCGGAUAAUACGCUCUGUUCCCGACACAGACCAAAUAAUAGUCGAAAUUCUAGAUUCCAGCGGUGCUGUGUGUGCGACCAGUAGCCUCCUUAACAAUGGCGUCCUACCGAGGAAGGGAGAUGUCUCCAAGGUAACCGACUGCGCCUUCUUAGAGCCUUGCGAGGGCGACCACGCGAUGCUUAUACGCGGCGAAGAGGACUGGGGCAUACUAAUGGGUCGCAAAGUCUGCUUACAUGGUAACCAAGCGCAAAUCUUAGCUCUGAAGUUGUUCUUAAUGGGGAAAGGUUAUUGCUAUGUUCGCAAGUACAGAGACUGGGUAUAUUUGAUUGAUUUGGCAGCCGGCGCAUGCGUGCUGGUGGAUCUUGAGCGUCGCCGUGUGAUCGUCUCUAGGAGUGUGUCAGCGGUAGCACAAGCCGUGGCUUUGUGCUUUUCGGUGCUAAUACUUAGGUACCUCUCCUGCAAGCACGACCGUGAAAGCUGGGUGGUUUUAGGCGAGAACGGGAUCGAGGUUUUUACAGCUUUUCAAAGUCCGGACGAGAUAGGUGCGGAAUGGAAUGGAUUGCUUGCAAGGGUGGAAAGUGGGCGUGAGUACCACGUGUCGGAGACUUGGGGAAAUGUAACUUUGUAGCCCAUACAGGAACAGCGUGAGAAGUGCUUUUCAGAAAUAUGCAAAUAGAAAAUUUAGAUAACGAUUACGAAUAACACACCUACUUUAAACUA